CACUUUGUGAGCGAAUGGGUGGGAGAGAAACAGCAGGACCGCUGCGCCGUACGAACGCCAGAACCAGUCCCGGAAAGGCCGCUGAGAAUAAGCAGUGACCCGGAAGUUCUUGCCACGCAGCUCAAUGCCUUACCAGGCAUGGCCUGCUCGCCGCAGGUCUACAGCACGCCCAAACACUACGUCCGCUUUUCCUCCCCAUUCCUCGCUAACCGCAGCCCGGCCACCCCCGGAGUGCCCAGCGGGAGACGGCGUUCCCGGGAACUGCCAGAAACGCCGCCAGCCACCGGCUCCUGCAAGAAGCGAUGGUUGAAACAAGCGCUUGAGGAGGAGGGCUCCACAAGCCCAGCAAGACGGCAGAGUCUGCUGGGCGACAGCCCCCUCAGCCCCUCCAUUAACGGGGACUCUGACAGCCCCCUGCCCUACAACGGCACCUGCUCGCUACCUGGUAAGUUGUGCUAAAAACCAGGAAGGUCC
Molecule: messenger RNA, 474 nt
Organism: Oryzias melastigma (Indian medaka)
Lineage: Eukaryota; Metazoa; Chordata; Actinopteri; Beloniformes; Adrianichthyidae
Product: inactive histone-lysine N-methyltransferase 2E-like
Exons: 2
Source: RefSeq, a predicted model, not a curated record